Molecule: messenger RNA, 498 nt
Organism: Ostertagia ostertagi
Lineage: Eukaryota; Metazoa; Nematoda; Chromadorea; Rhabditida; Trichostrongylidae
Source: the annotation of a GenBank genome assembly
AUGGAGUACCUCUUCGGUCGAAGAAAAACACCUGCUGAGCUUCUGCGACAAAAUCAGCGUGCAUUAAACAAAGCAAUUCGAGAGCUCGACCGAGAGAAAUCGCGCAUGGAAAUGCAGGAGAAGAAAGUCAUUGCGGAAAUCAAAAAGAUGGCAAAGCAGAAUCAGAUGGAUUCAGUGAAAGUUAUGGCGAAAGACCUUGUACGCACUCGUCGUUACAUCAAGAAGUUCAUUAUCAUGAAGGCCAACAUCCAAGCUGUCUCACUCAAGGUUCAGACCCUAAAAAGUCAGGACGCUAUGGCACAGGCUAUGAAAGGAGUCACGAGAGCAAUGCAAUCAAUGAACCGACAACUGAAUCUCCCGCAAAUUCAGAAAAUCAUGAUGGAGUUUGAAAAGCAGAGCGAAAUUAUGGAUAUGAAAGAGGAAAUCAUGGGUGAUGCUAUCGACGAUGCUCUUGGCGAUGAGACCGACGAUGCCGAGAGUGAGCAGAUCGUCAAUCAG